This is a messenger RNA of Elephantulus edwardii (Cape elephant shrew), 3642 nucleotides long. RefSeq names its product MAM domain containing 4 (gene MAMDC4). Gene Ontology annotation, cellular component: membrane. Lineage: Eukaryota; Metazoa; Chordata; Mammalia; Macroscelidea; Macroscelididae. The coding region runs from base 1 to 3642 and encodes 1213 amino acids. Gene Ontology annotation, molecular function: protein binding. The record is from RefSeq and is a predicted model, not a curated record. The transcript has 29 exons.
AUGCCUCGGCCCGGCCACCUCCUGACCACACUGGCCCUGCUUUCUGGGGCCCUGGGCUGGACCUGGCUUCCCAACCACUGCUGGAGCCCCCAGGAGGCCUCGUGUAACUUCAUGUGUGACUGCUUGGACUGUUCCGACGAGCUGCAGUGCGGUUACCACGGGACCUCUCCUGCCCUGGGCGCCCCCCUCACCUGUGACUUCGAGCAGGACUCCUGUGGCUGGCAGGACAUCAGCACCUCUGGCUACCGCUGGCUUCGGGACCGGGCAGGCGCCUCCCUGAAGGGGUCUGGGUGCCGCACUGACCACACGCUAGGCACAGACCUGGGUUGGUAUAUGGCCAUCGACACCCACCAAGGGAAGGAGGUGUCCACAGCUGCCCUUCGCUCACCCCACCUGCACGAGGCAGCCGCCUCCUGCCAAGUCCAUCUCUGGUUCUAUGCGGCCUCAGGAGAUGUGGCUGAGCUCAGGCUAGAGCUGACCCAUGGCUCUGAGACCCUGGUCCUGUGGCACAGCUCAGGACCUUGGAGCCCUGGCUGGCAGGAACUGGUGGUGGCCACAGGGCGCAUUGCGGGCAGCUUCCAGGUGACUUUCUCGGCCACCCGAAACGCCACCCACAGAGGCACCAUGGCCUUGGACGACGUGGCGUUUUGGAACUGUGGGCUGCCCACCCCCAGGGCCAGCUGCCCUCUGGGCCAGCACCAGUGCCGGAACAAGGCCUGCGUGGAGCUCCACCAGCUGUGUGAUGCUGAAGACAACUGUGGCGACCACUCAGACGAGGACUCGGCCACCUGCAGUCACCACACAGCCACUGACUUCGAGACUGGCCUGGGUCUGUGGAAUCGCUCAGAGGGGUGGUCCCGGAACCAUGGUGCUGGAGGCUUGCAACACUGUACCUGGCCUUGCCGAGACCACAGCCUCAACAGUGCCAAGGGCUCGUUCCUGAUCUCUGCGGCUGAGCCCAACACCCCUGCUGUUCUCUCCAGCCCCCAGCUCGAAGCCUCAGGUGCCCACAACUGCACACUGGUCUUCUAUCUCUACCUACACGGCUCUGAGGCUGGCAGCCUGCAGCUGUUCCUGCAGCCUCAGGCCCCAGGGGGCCCCCAGGACCCCAUCCUGCUGCGGAGCCACCAUGGGGACCUGGGGGACUUCUGGGUCCGUGACCGGGUGGACAUCUGGAACACACACCCCUUCCAGAUCCUGCUGCGCGGGCAGACGGGCCCGAGAGGUGCCGUGGGCCUGGACGACCUCGUCCUGUCCGCUGGCUGCACACUGGCUCCCGGUAUGUCCGGCCUGCAGAUGCCACUGUCAAAGCACCCCACCUCGGGCCCCAUCUCCUCGCCCCAAACCUCCUGUGAGCCCGGGCACCUCUCCUGUGGGGACCUGUGCGUGCCCCCCGAGCAGCUGUGCGACUUCCAGGAGCAGUGCGUGGGGGGUCAGGAUGAGCAGUGGUGCGGAACCACGGACUUCGAGACCUCCACUGGGGGCUGGGAGGACGUGAGCGUGGGACGCCUGCAGUGGCAGCAGCUGGAUGCCCCAGACGCAGUUAACUCAGCUGCAUCCCCUCCUGCUCCUUCCCCAGGGCACUUUCUGUCGCUGCAGAGGGCCUGGGGGCAGCUAGCACCAAUCGCCCGGGUCCUCACCCCAACCCUGGGCCCCUCAGGCCCCACCUGUGAGCUGCACAUGGCCUACCAAUUCCAGAGUCACCCCCAAGGUCUGCUGGCACUGGUGGUCGUGGAGGGCGGCACCCGGGAGCUGGUAUGGCGUGCUCCGGGCAGCAGUGCUGGCCACUGGAUAGUGCACACAGUCUCUCUUGGGGCCAGACGCCGGCCCUUCUGGCUGGAGUUUGUUGGUCUGGUGGACCUGGAUGGCCCUGGGCAGCAGGCCGCUGGUGUGGACAACGUGACCCUGAGGGGCUGCAGCCCCACGGCCACCACAGACAAGGACAGAGAAGUAUCCUGUAACUUCGAGAGGGACUCCUGCGCGUGGCACACUAGCCACCUCACAGGGGCCCACUGGCGACGAGUUGAGAGUGGUGGGCCAAGCUAUGACCACACCACUGGCCGAGGUCACUUUAUGCUUCUGGACCCCACUGAGCCCCUGGCCCGGGGCCCUGGUGCCCACCUGCUCACCAGGCUACAGACACCAACAACACUGACCCAGUGCUUGUCUUUUUGGUACCAUCUUCACGGACCCCAGAUUGGGACCCUGCGCCUGGCCAUGUGGCAGGAGGGGGUGGAAAAGACUGUGCUGUGGUCACGUUCUGGCUCCCAUGGCAACCAAUGGCAUCAGGCCUGGGCCACCCUCACCCACCAGCCGGAUUCUAAGUACCAGCUGCUGUUCGAGGGUCUGAGAGACGGCUUCCGGGGCACCAUGGGGCUGGAUGAUAUCACCGUGAGACCUGGCCCCUGUUGGGCCCCCAGGCGCUGCUCCUUCGAGAACUCGGCUUGCGGCUUCACCACUGGCGGUCAGGGCCUCUGGAGGCGCCAGGCCAGUGCCACAGGCCAGGCCAUAAGAGGUCCCCACACAGACCACACCACUGGAACAGAACAAGGGUACUACAUGGUAGUGGACAUGAGCCCUCAGGCCAUGUCUGGUGGACAUGUGGCCUCCUUGACCUCUGAGGAGCAUAGGCCCCUGGCCCAGGCCUCCUGCCUGACCUUCUGGUACCACUUGAGCCUCCAAAACCCAGGCACCUUGAGGGUCCAUGUGGAGGAGGGCGCUCGGCGGCAAGUCCUUAGUGUCGGAGGCCAUGGCGGGGCAGCCUGGCACCUGGGCAGCGUGGACGUGCAGGCUGAGAGGGCCUGGAGGGUGGUGUUUGAGGCCGAGGCUUCAGGCACGGAGCAUGCAUACAUCGCAGUGGACGACCUGUUCCUUAAGGAUGGGCCCUGCCCGCUGCCAGGGUCCUGUGAUUUUGAGUCCGGCCUGUGUGGCUGGAGCCACCUACCAGGGGCCGGCCUGGGCCAGUACAGCUGGGACUGGAGCAGCGGGGCCACACCAUCCCGCUACGUCCAGCCAGCUGUGGAUCACACCCUGGGGACUGAGGCAGGCCACUUUGUCUACUUUGAAACGGGUGUGCUGGGCCCCGGGGGCCGGGCAGCCUGGCUGCACAGUGAGCCCCUGCCGGCCACCAAAGGCUCCUGUCUCCGCUUCUGGUAUCACAUGGGCUUCCCGGAGCACUUUUACAAGGGGGAGCUGAGGGUCCUGGUGAGCAGCAGCAGGGGGCAGCUGGCUGUGUGGAGUGCAGGGGGGCACCAGAGGAACCAGUGGCUGAAAGGGCAGGUGGAGGUGACCAGCCCCGAGGAGUUCCAGGUUGUGUUUGAAGCCACCCUGGGGGGCCAGCCAACCCUGGGGCCCAUUGCCCUGGACGACAUAGAGUACUUGGCUGGGAGGUCCUGCCAGGUACCAGCACCCAGCCAAGGGGACAAGUCCACACCCGUGUCUGUGCCCGCUGUGGUCGGUGGCGCCCUCCUCUUCCUCCUGCUUAUGGGGCUGCUUGGACUUGCGGGGAGACAAUGGCUCCAGAAGAGAGGGGGCUGUCCCUUCCAGGAGCGGGGGGACACGAGGGCUGCACCCGGCUUUAGCAACAUUCUCUUCAAUGCGGACCGAGUCACGCUCCCAGCUCCUGUCACCAGUGACCAGUAG